AGCAUAAAACUCCACUGGUAUUGUUUUGAUCCAUUAAAAAAAACAUGGCUCCUGCUCCCAUGAAAACUCUCUACUCGUCACUCCUUUUCCUCAGCUAUUUUCUAGUGCUCAAAGCUGAUUCGAAAUGCCAAAAAUCGUACCCCUGCAGAGAUUUCUCCAUCCAAUUCCCCUUCACUGAUAUUACUCAUUCCAAAUGUGGAUUCUUCUCAGUCAACUGCAGUUUAGAACAUCAAAAUCCAUUAAUUUAUCUACGAGAGUAUCCCAUGAAUCUGCUGGAGAAGUUAUCGGAUAACAAGCUCUUGAUCCACGAUUCCGUGCUACAAAACUACAUCAAUGGAAGCAGCUGUCUCUCCUUCUCAAACGUAUCUCUACCAAAAUCUCCUUUCGUUUCCUUCACAUAUUCCCCUAAUAUCACCUUCUUCAACUGCUACAAUCCAAGUAAAGAUGUCAUAGAUUACUUCGUGCAGUACAAGAAUAGGAGCUGUGAUAUAUUGACCAUUUACUAUAAAGCUGAAGCCACUGAAGAAGCUCCUGCACAUAUAUAUUGAUGAUGUUCUUCCAGGAUCAGGAUGUACAAUGAAUCAAAUGCCUUUGAGGUCUAACCAAGUAUUUCCCGCCGACCUCAUCAAUCUGUUAAGUCCAAAUUUCGCUCUAGAAUGGCACGUGUCUCAAGAUUGUUAUGAAUGUUAUUAUGAUCGAGGAGGGCAAUGUCUCACAUCCGAAAACAAUGAGUUCUACUGCAAAACCAAUCCAGGUAAAGAAAAUAAGAGACUUCAAAAGAUUCUCUUCAAAGAUUCAUCAAAACAACAGGUUUUUAUCUCGUCAGGUGGUAUGGCUAUAGCCGCGCUUACAUCCUCCUUGAUAUUUAUAUUCAUUUACGUUCGGAUGAACCGUGCAAAGGCAAAACAAGAGCAUGACAGAGACAUUGAACUCUUUCUCAAGAACAAUAGAAAUCUUGCACCAAUCAGAUACAAAUACUCUAUUAUCAAGAAAAUGACAAACUCAUUUACUGAAAACUUGGGAAGAGGAGGGUUUGGCAAUGUCUACAAAGGGCAGUUUCCCGACGGUCAUCUCGUGGCAGUGAAAGUCUUGAAUGAAUCCAAUGAAAAUGGGGAAGAUUUCAUGAAUGAAGUCGCCAGUAUUAGUAGAACUUCCCAUGUCAAUAUUGUCACGCUUCUAGGAUUUUGUUUUGAAGGUUCUAAAAGAGCACUCAUUUAUGAUUUCAUGCGUAACGGAUCUCUUGAAAAAUUCAUUUGCAACAAUGCUUCCUCGUAUCAAGAAUCUGGGUUGGGAUGGGAUAAAUUGUUUGAGAUCGCUCUUGGGAUAGCUCGAGGGCUAGAGUACUUGCAUCAAGGCUGCAAUACGAGGAUUCUGCAUUUGGACAUCAAACCUCAGAACAUUCUUCUAGAUAAGGACAUGAAUCCAAGAAUUUCAGAUUUUGGGCAUGCUAAAUUGUGUCCAAACAGAUCGAGCAUAGUCUCUAUGAUGGUGGCAAGAGGGACAAUAGGGUACAUUGUUCCUGAAGUAUUUUUUAGAAACUUCGGGGAAGUCUCUUACAAGUGUGAUGUGUAUAGUUAUGGUAUGCUGAUUUUGGAAAUGGUUGGAGGAAGGAGAAACAUUGAUCCGAGAGAUGUAGAUAGUAUUAGUACGAGUGAAAUAUACUUCCCGCAUUACCUCUACAAGCAACUUGAAAGGGAUGGUGAUGUAAUUCCAGAUUUGAAUGAAGAUGCAAUCCAACUUGUAAAGAGAAACUUGAUGAUUGUUGGGUUGUGGUGCGUUCAGACGAACCCUAAGGAUCGACUGUCGAUGAAGAGGGUGGUAGAGAUGUUGGAAGGGAAACUUGGAUCAUUGGAGAUUCCACCUAAGCCUUACCUUUACUCAACACCAAGAGCAGCAUCAAGCUAUUCAACUUCUGAAUCUUUCUACUACUUUACUUGAUCCUGUUUACUGGUUGGUUGGAAACUUGGAAUAGCAUUAGUCUUGUGGAAAGAGUCACUGUUAGAAAAAUACAAGAAAAACUGUGAAGAAUUUAAAUCUCCAUUAUUAAGAUUAGAAACUCCUGGAAUUUAACUUUCA
Salvia miltiorrhiza (redroot sage) is the source of this 2076-nucleotide messenger RNA. RefSeq names its product LEAF RUST 10 DISEASE-RESISTANCE LOCUS RECEPTOR-LIKE PROTEIN KINASE-like 2.5. The record is from RefSeq and is a predicted model, not a curated record. Gene Ontology annotation, biological process: protein phosphorylation. NCBI's taxonomy places the organism in Eukaryota, Viridiplantae, Streptophyta, Magnoliopsida, Lamiales, Lamiaceae. The transcript has 3 exons. Gene Ontology annotation, molecular function: ATP binding; protein kinase activity. Bases 577 to 1938 code for a protein of 453 amino acids.